Acanthocheilonema viteae is the source of this 2157-nucleotide messenger RNA. The record is from the annotation of a GenBank genome assembly. NCBI's taxonomy places the organism in Eukaryota, Metazoa, Nematoda, Chromadorea, Rhabditida, Onchocercidae.
AUGUUGUAUGAUGCAUUGCGUCGCCUUCACUCGAUGAUCGAUAGGACAGUUGUGAUCAAUCGAUUUUUGAUCGAUGUUGAUGAAUCAGUUGAAGAAAAGAAGGAAACAACACAACAAGCACAAAAAUCACCUGAUGAAAAAAGCAAGGAAAGAUUUGAUAUUAACGAACUUGAUACAAAUAUGCAGAAGCUGAUUGGACGUAUCGAAAAACUUGAAUUGGAACGAAAUGAAUAUCGUGAAGCGCUUGAUAGAGUGAAAAAGAAGGGUAUCGAUUCUCAUAUUAAAAUUAAUAAACAGGAAACGAUCUUUAGGAAUAUCGAAGAUCAGCUAGUGGAUGUUGAAGAUGAGCGGCGUACGCUAGAAAUGCGCUUAGCAUCAGCUAAGCAACUUUUACGCUCUCAAGAGGAAGCACUCAAACAGCGUGAUGAGGAAAGACGCCAUAUGAAAUUGAAAAUAGCAAAAUUUGAAAUGGAAGCACGUGGAAAAGAAGCGCAGCUACGUCAAUUAAAUGAACUUGUUCGAAGUUUACGUAAAGAUUUAGAGAGAGCACAAGGUGAUUUAGAAGUACUACGUGAUCAUGAAGAACAAUGGUAUACACAUAAAUUCCAUUUGGAAAGUAAAUUAAAAGAUCAAGAAAAUGAGUCGCAACAAGUUCGCCUAUCGAUAGCGACUUUGGAGACUGAACGAAAUUCUCUCAAUGAAAAAGUACGCGAAGUUACCAGUCGACUUCAGCAAAUUGAAAGUAAAAAUAAUGAUAUGAGGGAAGAUAACGAUCGUUUGAAAAAAGAUUUGUUGAAAGCAGCAGCAAAUGAAGCAGAACUUCGACGAAGCAUUGAUCAGAAUUCACGCGUUAUCAGUGAUAAUCAAAUUUUGAAGGAUCAGUUUGAAAGUGCUCAGAACGAUUUGUUAAAUGCAAAUAAUCGAAAGCAACAACUUGAAAAUGAGCUGCUGAUAGUACGUUCCGAAUUACGUGAUAUGAAGCAACGCUUUAUUGAUAACAGAAAUCGCAUAUCAGAUCUUCAACGACAUUUAGCUGAUGCCGAAAAUGACAAGAAACGUCUUGCGAAUAGAUUGCAUAAUUUGGAAAAAACGGUAUCACAACAACGAACAAUUGAAAGCGAAAUUCGACAACAAUUAUCGUCGGCGUUGAAUGAGCGUAAUGCGCUACAGAAUGAUCUCCGUGAUGUGCAACGACGUUUAGCGCGAAUGGAAACGGAGAAGAAAAUCAUCAGCGAGAAAUAUGAUGAACUUGAGAAAAUCCGCUUAGCAUUACUGAAGCGUAUUGAACUCCUUGAUGAGGAAAAACGAGCAGCGGAAAAUAUUCUUCAUGAAACAUCAUUGCAACGUGAAGCAAUUGAAAAUUCAUUGAAUGCAUUGGAACAUGAAAAUAAGGAAUUGCAUCGUAAUUGCGCACAAUUACAACAGCAAAUCGCGCAACUUGAAUUGGAAAACGGGAACAGGCUGGUGCAGCUUACAAGUAAGCAACGCGAGGAACACGACAAAUUCCUGCAAAAUAUGAAAACGGAAAAGUUGCAGAUCGAACGAAUAAUUGAAAAUCGUGAACGUUCACUGAAGAAUCGAAUAAAUCAAUUGGAAAAUCAAUUAAAUAUAAUGCGUGAUCAGCUGAAUAGUGAACGUCGCAGACGUCGUGAGAUUAGUGAUAAAAUAUUAAGCGGUGAAAUGAAUCGAUUGAAUGUAAGCUUUUCGGGUAGCGGAGAAGGAUGUGGCUUAUAUGAUCGAACAAUAAAUUCGUAUAAUGCAUAUUUCGGUACACCAUCUUUCACCAUUGGUUCAUCAGGUUUUGAUCCAAAUGUGACUGAUGAUUCAAAGAUUAUUCUGAAAUAUUCCGAUCUGUCUGACAGUAAUUAUGCAUACGGUAGUGGAAAUCGUAUUCCUGGUACGGUAACAACAACAGGAGUCACCGAAAGAAAAAAAAGCAGCAAAUCAUAUCUUACCGAACAAAAUGAUAGCGAUGUAAUCUCGGCUCGUACUGCCAAGGACAGUGAGGGGGAAGAAAAUGAUCCCGGUAAGGGUAUCAAAGAGAUCGAUGGUGAAGGUGCUUCAUUACCGUUGAGUGAAGUUGGCCAGAGUGCGACAUUUGAGCAGCAGCAGCAGGUUCAUGAUGAUCCCCAACAAAAAACUGAUAAUUUAAUAUAA